CCACCAAUCCAUUCUCUCGGUCCUCGUCUGCUCUGGUAUCGCAACUGUCUCGAUUGGUCGAGCCUGAGCCAGCAUGGCGGCGUCCGAGUAACCCCGGCGGUAACGCGAAGGGGACGGCGGCCGUGGCGGGGGCCAGCGCGGGUGAGAGGUCGCCAUGCUGAGGGCCGCGUGGAGGGCGCUGAGUUCGAUCCGGACCCGGGCCGUGACCCAGGCCCCAUUCCGUGGGCCGCCGGGCGGAGGGAGCCCCAGGCUUCCUUCCAGCCAGUGGGGCCUGCAGCCUCGAAGUCCCCUCCUCCAGGCUGCCCGCGGACGUGCCAUCCAGAAACCAGUCCAGCCCUGGCAAGAUGAUGACCUGCCCCCUUCCACUCUGCUCAAAGACUACCAGAAUGUCCCUGGAAUUGAGAAGGUCAAUGAUGUCGUGAAAAGACUCUUGUCUUUGGAAAUGGCCAACAAGAAGGAGAUGCUAAAAAUCAAGCAAGAACAGUUGAUGAAGAAGGUUGUGGCAAACCCUGAGGACACCAGAUCCCUGGAGGCACGAAUUGUUUCCUUGACCGUCAAGAUCCACAAUUAUGAAGAGCACAUGCAGAAACAUCGAAAGGAUAAAACCCAUAAACGCUAUCUGCUGAUCAGCAUUGACCAGAGGAAAAAGAUGCUCAAAAACCUCCGUAAGACCAACUAUGAUGUCUUUGAGAAGACAUGUAGGGAACUCAGGAUUGAGUACACCUUUCCCCCUCUGUAUUACCGAAGAGCCCACCGCCGAUUCGUCACCAAGAAGGCGCUGUGCAUUCGGGUUUUCCAGGAGGCUCAAAAGCUGAAGAAGCAAAAAAGGGCCUUAAAAGCUGCAGCUGCAGCAGCCCAAAAUCAAGGCCAGAGGAACCCAGAGACCCCUUCCAAGGACCGACCAGAGGCACUCAAAGAAAACCAAUAAAUCCUGUUAAAAUUCUU
Carlito syrichta (Philippine tarsier) is the source of this 945-nucleotide messenger RNA. RefSeq names its product 28S ribosomal protein S15, mitochondrial-like. Gene Ontology annotation, cellular component: ribosome. Lineage: Eukaryota; Metazoa; Chordata; Mammalia; Primates; Tarsiidae. Gene Ontology annotation, biological process: translation. The record is from RefSeq and is a predicted model, not a curated record. Gene Ontology annotation, molecular function: structural constituent of ribosome. The transcript has 8 exons. Bases 155 to 928 code for a protein of 257 amino acids.